CUUUCUCUCUUGUCACUUGCUUUUGCUCUGCAAAAACUCAGUCAAUCUCUUUGAUUGCUCAUUCAAAAAACAAAAAGGAAUUGAGAGAAAUGGGAAUAAAAGGAAUAGCAAAGAAAGUAGUGGGAGUGGGAGAGAUGGGAUUCAACAAAGAAGGUGGAGUCAUUAACUGGUUUCCGGGCCACAUGGCCGCCGCCACCCGCGCCAUCCGUAACCGCCUUAAGCUCUCCGACCUCGCCAUCGAAGUCCGCGACGCCCGUAUUCCAUUUUCGUCCGCUCAUCAAGACUUGCAGCCCCAUCUCUCUGCUAAAAGACGCAUCAUUGCUCUUAACAAGAAAGAUUUAGCCAACUCCAAUGUCCUAAAUAAAUGGGUUCGAUAUUUUGAUUCGUGUAAGCAAGAUUGUCUUCCUAUAAAUGCACACAGCAGAAGUUCUGUUAGAAAGCUUCUUGAGCUUGUGGAGUUCAAACUGAAGGAAGUGAUUUCGAGAGAACCUACCCUUCUUGUUAUGGUGGUUGGUGUUCCUAAUGUGGGGAAAUCAGCUUUAAUUAAUUCAAUCCAUCAAAUUGCAUCAACUCGCUUUCCAGUGCAGGAAAAGAUGAAACGAGCCACUGUGGGCCCAUUGCCAGGUGUUACCCAAGAUAUUGCUGGGUACAAGAUUGCUCAUCAACCUAGUAUAUAUGUGCUUGAUACACCAGGAGUGCUAGUUCCAAGCAUCCCAAACAUAGAGACAGGGUUAAAGCUAGCUUUGGCUGGUAAUUCUUUUCAACUCUGGUCUCUGUACUCUCCUUAAUGGCACUAUAUGUCUUACAUGAGCAUAUGCUCAUUUUCUAAUGUUCUUUGCUCAAAUGGGGAUUCAAAUAUGUGGAUUGUGAACAUGCAUAGUGUGUUCCUGCAGUUUCUUGAAAUGUUUAUGUUGUUUUAUGGUUCAUGUGGUGAGAGGGACAAAAAAUCUGAGAAGUGUUUUCAGGACAGUUGCUGCAUUUACGCAAGUUGGAAGUCGUUAUCAGAAAUUGUUUUCUGCAACAUUCCUUUUCUGUACAUUGUUGAUUUAAAAAUUUCAUAAGAGGGAGCAUCCUGAAUAAUACUGAUGUGCUAAUAAUAUAACUCAAUUCUAUCAAAAUCAUUGUUUUUGUAAAGGGUUCUUGAAUAUAAAAUAAAUUUGGUAAAUACUAGAUAUAUAAAAAGGUCAAUUCUUUUUUUUUUUUGGAAGAAAAGCGAAUUCUUUAAUACCAAACAAAUAAAGGUUAUGGGAAAAAUGCUGGUUUUGGAUUCUCUGCAUCACUUGGUGUUUGGGACGAUUUAAGUCAACUUUACUUGUGAUGCUCUUGUUACAAUGCCAUUUAGAUAUACAAAAUUUUCUGUUUUGUGGAUCGUCAUGUUUUGAUAAAUCCAUUAUCAUCAUCGGGGAUAGAUCCAAGAUUUAUGUUUACCGAAGGCAGACUUACUAAAAAGUACUCAUUUCUUCCUUAGAAAAUAGUAGAGAUAAAUUUUUACAAAAAAGGAAGACACAUAUAAUAUGAAAUAUUUCUUGUAGCAUAACUGGCAAAUGAUGCUUAUAUUGAGAAUAAUAUAAAUAAACAAAAGUUAUUGUUCUAUAUAAACUAAAACUUUUUACAACUAUUUCUUACAGAUUUUUGUAGUUAAAGGCAUUGUCAAAAAAUUUUCAUUAUCAAUCUCAUAUACAUCGAUCGUUGUAGCAAUAAAUGC
Molecule: messenger RNA, 1705 nt
Organism: Theobroma umbraticum
Lineage: Eukaryota; Viridiplantae; Streptophyta; Magnoliopsida; Malvales; Malvaceae
Product: P-loop containing nucleoside triphosphate hydrolases superfamily protein
Biological process (GO): mitochondrial translation
Cellular component (GO): mitochondrion
Molecular function (GO): GTPase activity; GTP binding
Source: RefSeq, a predicted model, not a curated record